CGCGAUCCUAAGUAAGCAUCAUCCUUGAAUCGAGGGACUGCUGAUGACGGUGAGGGGCAAUGCAUGCGCGGUCAUCCUGGGCCAGGAAUGAGGAGCAGAGAUUGUUGUGAAUUUCUAUCCUGGACAGACAGGGGAUUAGAAGGGGAGGAUUUGCAGUCAGGAAGCUCGAACCCAAAAUCACAUCAGGAUCUGACAAAGUCACCCAAUUUAUUGUAAACUGAAUAUCAUCGGAUUUUGAACAUGGAAGGAAAAAGCACCGUUCACAGUGCAGAGAAACCGUAUACGUGUUCUGUGUGUGGACAAGGGUUCAGCCGAUCACCUGGCCUGUCAGAACAUAGAUGCAGUCACAAUAAGGAGAAACCAUGGAAAUGUGGGGAUUGUGGCAAGGGAUUCAUUUCCCCAUCCAAGCUGGAAACUCAUUGUCGCAGUCACACUGGGGAGAGGCCUCUGUUCACCUGCUCUGAUUGUGGGAAGGGAUUCACUUUCUCAUCCCAUCUGCUGACACACCAGCGGGUUCACACUGGGGAAAGGCCAUUCACCUGCUUCAAGUGUGGGAAGGGAUUCACUCGCUCGUCCAACCUGCUGAAACAUCAGCGAGUUCACACUGAUGAGAGACCUUUUAAAUGCUCAGACUGUGGGAAGUGCUAUAAAAGUUCCUGGGAACUGAUGUCCCAUCAACGUGUUCACUCUGAUGAGAGACCGUUCAGGUGCUCUCACUGUGGCACUGGAUUCAGGCAAUCAUCUCAUCUUACUGUACACCGGAGAAUUCACACUGGGGAGAGGCCGUUUACCUGCUCUGAGUGUGGGAAGGGAUUUACUCAGUCAUCCAGUCUGCUGAAACACCAGAGGCGAGUUCACACUGGGGAGAGACCUUUCACCUGCUCCGAGUGUGGGAAGGGAUUUACUCAGUCAUCCGCCCUGCUGAUACACCAGCGAGUUCACACUGGGGAGAGACCAUUCACCUGCUCCAAGUGUGGGAAGGGAUUCACUCAGUCAUCCCACCUAUUUACGCACCAGCGGGCUCACAUUGAUGAGAAACCUUUCAGAUGCCCAGACUGCAGGAAGUGCUACAAAAGUUCCGGGGAACUGAUGUCCCAUCAACGUGUUCACACUGACGAGAGACCAUUCAGAUGCUCUCACUGUGGGAGUGGGUUCAGGCGAUCAUCUGAACUCACUGUACACCAGCGAAUUCACACUGGGGAGAGACCAUUCACCUGUUCCAAUUGUGGAAAGGGAUUCACUCAGUCAUCCCAUCUGCUGAUACACCAACGAGUGCACACUGGGGAGAGACCUUUUAAAUGCCCUGAUUGCGACAAGUGCUAUAAAAGCUCCGGAGAACUGAUGUCCCAUCAACGUGAUCACACCGACGAGAGACCAUUCAGGUGCCCUGACUGUGGGAGGGGGUUCAAAACAUCAUCUAACCUCACUGUACACCAGCUAAUUCACACCGGGGAAAGGCCAUUCACCUGCUCUAAAUGUGGGAAGGGAUUCACUCGGUUAUCCCACCUACUGACACACCUGCGAGUUCACACUGGGGAGAGACCAUUCACCUGCUCCGAGUGUGGAAAGGGAUUUGCUGCGUUAGCCAACCUGCUGAAACACCAGCGCACUCACACUGGGGAGAGACCAUUCAUCUGCGCUGAGUGUGGGCGGGGGUUCACUCAGUCAUCAAACUUGCUGAGACACCAGCGAGUUCACACUGGGGAGAGACCAUUCAUCUGCUCUGAGUGUGGGAAGGGAUUCACUCAAUCAUCCCACCUGCUGAUACACCAGCGAGUUCACGAUGGGGAGAAGUCAUUCACCUGCUUCGUGUGUGGGAAGGGAUUCAUUGCUACAUCUAACCUGCAGAAACACCAGCGAGUUCACACAAAUGAAAGACCCUUUAAAUGCCCAGACUGUGGAAAGUGCUUUAAAAGUUCUGGGGAAGUGACAUGCCAUCAACGUGUUCACACUGACGAGAGACCAUUCAGGUGCUCUCACUGUGGGACUGGGUUCAGGCGAUCAUCUGAACUCACUGUACACCAGCGAAUUCACACCGGGGAGAGACCAUUCACUUGCUCCAUGUGUGGGAAGGGAUUCACUCAGUCUUACAACCUGCUGAAACACCAGCGUAUUCAUUCUGCUAUGAAACCUUUUAAAUGUUCUGACUGUGAAGAAAGCUUUAAAAGCAGCAAUGAUCUGCUGAGACACCAGCAAAUUCACACCGGGCAGAGACCAUUCACCUGCUCCAAGUGUGGGAAGGGAUUCACGGAUCUACAACGUCUGCUGAGACACCAGAGAGUUCACACUGGGGAGAAACCAUGGAAAUGCGUGGACUGUGGGAAGGGAUUCAAUUACCCAUCCGAGCUGGAAACUCAUCGGCGCAUUCACACUGGGGAGAGACCAUUCACCUGCUCUGUGUGUGGGAAGGGAUUCACUCGGUCAUCCCAUCUGCUGACACACCAGCGAGAUCACACUGGGGAGAGGCCGUUCACUUGCUCCAAGUGUAGCAAGGGAUUUUCUCGGUCAUCCCAUCUGCUGACACACCAGCGAGUUCACACCGGGGAGAGACCGUUCAUCUGCUCCGAGUGUGGAGAGGGAUUCACUCAGUCAUCCACCCUGCUGAAACACCAGCGAGUUCACACUGGGGAAAGAUUGAUCACCUGUUCCAAUUGUGGGAAGGGAUUCACUUGUUCAUCCCACCUGCUGAGACACCAGCGCAUUCACACUGGGGAGAGACCAUUCACCUGCUGUGUGUGUGGGAAGGGAUUCACUAACUCAUUCAACCUGAUGAGACACCAGCAAGUUCACACUGAUGAAAGACCUUUUAAAUGCCCAGACUGCGGGCAUGUUGAGGAGAUCACUAAAGUGUUUCCACCGUCCUCCUGGGGGUCUCCUGCUGUGACCAAGUUCCAAAUAGAACAGUUACUUCGGGCGUCUGGCAUCAGGAAUAUGAACAACAUGUUCCGCCCAGCAGAGCUGGUUUAG
Molecule: messenger RNA, 2967 nt
Organism: Carcharodon carcharias (great white shark)
Lineage: Eukaryota; Metazoa; Chordata; Chondrichthyes; Lamniformes; Lamnidae
Product: zinc finger protein 850-like
Exons: 8
Coding region: 241-2967 (908 amino acids)
Source: RefSeq, a predicted model, not a curated record